This is a messenger RNA of Rhodofomes roseus, 1781 nucleotides long. RefSeq lists its product as uncharacterized. The transcript has 5 exons. The coding region runs from base 81 to 1652 and encodes 523 amino acids. The record is from RefSeq and is a predicted model, not a curated record. NCBI's taxonomy places the organism in Eukaryota, Fungi, Basidiomycota, Agaricomycetes, Polyporales, Fomitopsidaceae. Gene Ontology annotation, molecular function: protein binding.
AGUUGACUUUCCGGUCAUCAAACAACGUCCAGUGCUGCUACUGCAAAAACACGGUUAGAAACGAGAGAGUACCGUCAACAAUGCCUACUCUCCAGGAACUCCCAGUCGAGCUCCUGCUCGUGAUCAUCGCUUAUCUUCCCCUCCAGUCUCUUCAUCGCUUCCGCAGGGUCUCCAAGUUUGUCGAUAAUGUCAUUCACGGAAAUGAGGAGCUCGUCUAUCGCCAGGCUGCUUCGCUACACGCGUAUGUAGACGGUCUCGACAGCGUCGAUCCCCCGCGCGCUGAACGGAGAAGCCCCACUUACCCAUUCACUGAUGCAACAUCAUGGAAGCAAUACUGCCAACUAUGCCUUGACUUGAACCGCAAUUGGGUCGGCCAGGGAUCAGCCACUCCCAGGACCUACUGCGUACAGAAUGCAGAUGUACAUCGCAUCAAGGUGGACGAAGAACGCGGGCUGUUAUUUACCUCUCACGAGACUGGUGGCAUCAUCGUUACUGACCUGAUAUCCGGCGAAAUCUUGUGGACAUUACCUGAGAACUACGUGCGGACGCAUGCACACCUCGAAUAUGAGAACGGCUACCUCAUAUUUGACCGCUUCGAUAGCGAUAAAGAAGUCUGGCGUCUCGCCGCCGACUUCCAUCCUUCGCAAACUCCUCCGAACGCGAGCCCCGACAGCCCUCAACGCGUCGCCUCACUCUUCGCCGAAGCACGCUACAGUAACACCUCUCACGGACACCUCAAGCCCUGGGCGCUUCUGACAACCACCCAGCCGACAUUUGCAUACCGAUUCUCAUACCCUACAUUGAUUGUCAUGUCCAUGGACACCGCCUACUUAUGGGACAUCCCCUCCGCGACACUCACACAGACGAUCCGCGAUGCGGAGGAGCCGUUCACGCACAACGAUGGCGACGGCGAUGAACGCAGUACAAUUUCGUACGUCGACGUAAGCGCACAUCACCUCUUCAUCUGCGGCUGGCACGAGCUCCGCAUCAUCAAUCGCUCGAACGGCACCCUCGCGAUGCGCAUCCCCUCGCAGCCGAUUUUUGCCAUCACCCGCAUUUUGCUGUCCCAUGAACGACGGGACGCGCCCAUGGUCAUCGUCCCUCUUAAAGCGCAAGCUCUCCCGCCGCCACAGCCGAGCGCACUUCCCUUCCCGUCCUUUGUCGCUGCUCACGUCUCGCGGUGCGGCCGCCACCUCGUGGCCAUGCUCGCCGACAAUCGGCUACUCCUCGUCGAGAAUUUCGAGCGCGUCAUACGCGGGGAACUCCGCAUCGCGGAGGCUGCGCUCGAGGUCAACAUCGCGCUCCCAGUGAAUGCGAUCUUCAUCAGCGUCUACCUCGCCUACGAGUUCGGACGCGUCGGCGUCGUCACGACAUCCGGCGUAUACAUCUUUACGCUCGACGCCACCGAGCAUCUCCUCAUAGACCCAGCCAUCCCUCCCUCGCGGAAUAGCCUCUCCCUCGGGCUCAUCCGCCCCUCGCCUGCUGCGGAGUCCAUCCCGCCUCAGACCUCCUUCCGCAACCUCGCCGCGGCCUACCUCCCGCGCCUCCGCAACAAGCACGUCCUCGUCAACCUCAGCUGCCUCCAGAUGACCGCGACGCGGCUGUACCUCACUUGGGACCGCCGGCGCGCGGACAUCCUCGAGCAGGCGUAAAGGUCAUAUUGAUACAUCACAGGACUGUAAUUACAGUACGGUCGUGAUACAUGCACGCCUGUAGCACAGAGGAGGCUUGUGAAUGUAUCACAUAAUAUAUUACAGACCCUACUGUAAUGUAUCGAAGCC